AUUGAGACCAAUGUUAUUCGUCCAGCCCGGAGACCGGACCGUUUUGAUCAAAUUAAGGUUGUUUAAGGUUGUAGCUUUUUGUCAACAUCACUUCGGUGACAGAGAGAUGUCCUUUGGGUUUUAUUUAUCCGGGAAGUCCGAAUCUGUGAAUAUCUUUCCAACUUCACCGAACUCCUCAGCCCGCUGCGUCAUGGCGACGGCGGCGGAAAAGUUACGCAUUUCCUAACCGAGUGUGCGGAAUAUCGCUGUCGCGGUCCGCAGACACAAGUCAUGGUGGAUUACAGUGUUUCAGAUGCAGCAGGAGCCCUACUCCCAAAGAGAGGGGGCCCUUUUAAAAUGGAGGAGCUGGCACUGAGUGACUUGCUGGAAUGUCCUCUGUGUUAUGAGCCGCUGGAUGUGUCAGCCAAGGUCCUGCCCUGCCAGCACACUUUCUGUGUGUCCUGCCUGCAGAGGCAUGAGGUGGCCCACUCCCAGCUGCUGUGCCCAGAGUGUGGAGCUCCUGUCCCAGCCAGAACGGUGGAGGAGCUUCCUGCAAACGUCCUGCUGGUGCGGAUCCUGGAGGGACUGCAGGGAUCACCGGGGCCCAGCAGGGACAGACAGACAGCCCCCGCGGUGCCCUUGGUCAGGAGUGGCUUGACAGUCAGGGAGGGUCAGCAUCAGCUUGAGGGUCAACACAGAGAGAAGCAAGGGCACAAUGAGCUGGCUCUCAGAGCGUUGAUGUGUAACCAACGAGGUGAUUCGUCCGGAGAGCUGGUCCUGCUCGCACCUGGUAACGGUAUCACCCAGAAACACAAAGUGGAUGAGAGCUGGCACCAUGGGAACGCUGGUGACGGCAGCGCCGCAUCUGUCACUGCCAGCGCGCUGCAGGCCAUCAGCUUGACGCCUCAGCUGCAGUCCCAACCUCAGGCUCUCUGCAGGGCGCUGCACAGCUUUAACCCCGAAGAGAGCAAUCUGGAAGACAGCAAAUGUGGUCUCAGCUUCCUCAAGGGAGACAUCCUUACUGUCAUCAGACGGGUGGAUGAACACUGGAUCGAAGCCAAGUUCGGGGAGAAAGUUGGAAUUUGCCCUCUGCAGUAUAUAGAGCCAAACUUAGUGGCUGCCAAACUGCUCGAGGGAAAGACUCGGAGGUGGAGUGACUCAGCAGACUUUCACCAUCGGACUGGGAGUGGGGGCAAAGACAAGGCCGCUGACGUAUCCAAUAGGACCACCCACUACGGAGUUCCUCAAUUCCGAGCAAAGACACCCAUCGUCAAUGCUUUGCCCCUCUCCAACCAGCGGAAUCAGCCUGCAGCCAGCAGCAUCCGAUUUAACCCGGCUACCGGAUUAAAAGGAGAGACGACCAACAUCAGCACCUUCAACAGCAUAAGCCGUCGGGGGCGACCACACAUACUCUCCGCGUCUCUUGCUACCCGGGACCCCUCUCAUCACUCCAGAGUGAACUCUCAGCGAAUUAGACGCCACUCUGACUCUACACACAGACAUCUACAGAGCGAGAAGAAGAUGACCAGUGACACUCCACCCGCCAUCUCUAUGGCACUGGUGAACCCCCAAAUGUCCUCGACCUCUGCAGACAGCAAAAACUCCUCCACACAGCAACUCUCCAUCAGUGUGUGUGCCGUCUUGUACUCCUACAAACCACGACGGCCUGAGGAGCUGGAGCUGAGGAAAGGAGAGAUGGUGGGAGUUUACGGAAAGUUCAAAGAAGGCUGGCUGCGUGGGUUAUCGCUCAAAACGGGCAAAGUGGGCAUUCUGCCCAGCAACUACAUCACGCCUGUGCUCAGAACCUCGGCCAGACUCCUGGAGACCAAAGCAGCUAACGCGUCCUCACAGUACAACACAGUAGCCGGAAAGAAGCCCACUGCUGCCAAGAAUCCUGCUGUGGUCCUUGCUAUUGAUAGGGUAAACAUUGAUGGAGCGAUAUACUCAACAGGACAGGUCCCAUCUGUGCAAAAUGGAGCGCAGCGCGCAACGUCAUCCACUGGCGCUGGAAAACCGUCUCUCGGUGGGGGUUCAGAAGGUUGGGACACGGUGAGGCGCAUCUUUAACCCUCAGAGAGGGUCAAACUAUUUCUCCCAUACGUCCAAUCUGAACAUUCCAUCCAAGUCACAGCACUUUUCACAAGUUCAGGCAUCUGGCUACUCGCCUGCCCUGCAGAGGAAGAAAAGCAGCAUCCUCCUGUCUCACUCUGGCAGACCUCGGGGCUGGAUGACUGAGACAACAGCGCCCUCUGCUGCUGCAGUCUUUAAGGACAGGAACUUCACUGCGUCACAUGACAGACAGCCUCCCAAUGGGCCUCACUCUAUUCUAGUCAGACCCAAUUCACACAAGAAUACUGCAGACAAGCUGGCAAAGUCAGUGCGGUUCUUCACAGAUGAAGACUCCCCUCCUCCGAGACCUCGGACUUCCUCUUGGUCGUCAGGAAAUCACGUUCCCUCCAACUGCGUCCCUGGCCCUCCACCGUUAGAAGUAUGGGCCCCAUCACUCACGCUGGGAAGAGACGGACCGGGGAUCAUUCUUAAAGAAGGAAAAGCUCCUAUUCUUAGGAAAGGCAUAGAAAAUGCCAUCUCGGAUCUAAAUUAUAACCCGCAAAAAACAAUAUGGUCACAGCCGUUGUUAUCAGCCGUGCCCGGUCAGUUCAGCCCCAGCAGACACAGAGUGUCCACAACGCAUUUAGCCCAGACGGACUCAGAGCUCAGUCUGCUUCAAGGAGACCUCGUCCUCGUCCACAGACCUCGACCUGAUGGACGGGUUCUUGUUACUCAGGAGAGCAGUGGGCAGACUGGCUUAUUCCACAGCAUUGUUUUCCAAGACCUCGAGAGGCUCAGCUGACUGUGUGGUACUGUAGUUAUGUAUAUGUCUAUAUUUCAUGUGUUCAACUGCCAAAUGACUUGAUUGACCUGAACAACAAGAGGUCCAAGGGUAAAUACUGCCAGUGACAAUCCUUUGAAAGAGGUGUUUAUUUUUGUCCUGAGUAUAUAUGAGAGUGUGGUUCAGUUCUCCAGAGAUAUAUUGUGUUUUCUUAAACGUAUGUGCAUGUUUGUUACACAUGUACUAUCGUUAAGAUUUUGUACAAAAUCACAUCUAAUGACUGUUCCUUGUUCAGAACAAAGUUGCACGCACUGGUGAGUGUCUUUUUCAAAACUCACAAAGAAACAAACUAUAUUUAAAUAUAUUUAGAGAAAUAAUGAAGUCAAAUAUAUGUACUGCUUAUGUGGUAAUAAACUAUACUUCCAGAACU
Molecule: messenger RNA, 3238 nt
Organism: Cyclopterus lumpus (lumpfish)
Lineage: Eukaryota; Metazoa; Chordata; Actinopteri; Perciformes; Cyclopteridae
Gene: sh3rf2
Product: SH3 domain containing ring finger 2
Exons: 11
Coding region: 271-2829 (852 amino acids)
Biological process (GO): positive regulation of JNK cascade; positive regulation of proteasomal ubiquitin-dependent protein catabolic process; protein ubiquitination
Molecular function (GO): ubiquitin protein ligase activity; protein binding
Source: RefSeq, a predicted model, not a curated record